AUGUUGUUACUAUUGGUACGAGGAGGAGUUCUACACCCCCAAGCAUUGUUUCCUCUGAAAGUUGGAGUGGAUCUGACAGAACGAGCUCCCGACGUUGUUGAUGAAACUGACAUCUGUAACACCACCUUUGCUGUUGCUAUUGCUGUACAGAUCUGCAACACCAGAAAUGCUUCUGAAAAAGUCUGCAACGUGAUUCUAAAUGUUGCUGUCCUUGAACAGAUCUGCAACAGAGGAACUGUUGCUGUUUCUGAACAGAUCUGCAACACGAUAACUGUUGCUGUUUCUGGACAGAUCUGCAACAUGAGAACUGUUGCUGUUUCUGAACUGAUUUGCAGCACGAGAACUGUUUCUGAACAGAUCUGCAAUACUUUGACAACUGCUGCUUCGGCUAUUCCAGAAAACUUGUUUUCAGCUGCUCUUGAUGUCAGUGCUCUUGCGCCGGUGAAGAAUACUUUUGGUAAGCCUUCUGAUACAACUUUAGCAAAACAUUCAUUGUUAAGGGAUCCUUCCUCGCCCAAACGGAAAUCUCCUGACGCAGACACAGACAGUCCCCAAGAGAAGGAGCGAAAGUCGAAAAUUCGUGCAGGUGGCUUUCAGUCGGAUCCGACGGCUCUCGUGACCUUCAGUUCUUCCAACGUUCGGAGUGAGAACGCCUUUGCCCAGCUUGUACAUAGUCAGAAAACGACGGCUCUUGCAGCAGAGGGUGGCAAUGCCGAGCCUCGGAGAAUGGCGGCUCUCGUGGCAGAGGGUGGAAAUGCUGAGCCUUCUUGCGGUGAAGAAGAGCCCGAAAAGGAGGAAAGCUCGGAAUCUAGUGAUGAUAAAAAUAGUUCUUCCGACAGCAGCACUGAGUCUUUUUCUAGUCGGUCUGAAAGUGAAUCAGGAGAAUCCGCUCCUGAAGAUGGCCCCGGGGUAGAAAACCGUGGAGAUACCGCCUUGUCUCCAAUCGUGGCAGCUGCGCCUGGCGAUCCGGAAAUGGAGGUCGAUCAAGAUGAAGAUGUUGUUGCGGCUCAAGUAGCGGAAAGUGCUCCAGCGACUGCUAGCGCAAUUGUAGUUAGGAAUCCCUUGUCGUUUACCGGUUCAGUUGUGGGCGCCGCUUUCGCUCCUCCAUAG
Messenger RNA from Papaver somniferum (opium poppy), 1110 nucleotides. RefSeq lists its product as uncharacterized. NCBI's taxonomy places the organism in Eukaryota, Viridiplantae, Streptophyta, Magnoliopsida, Ranunculales, Papaveraceae. The coding region runs from base 1 to 1110 and encodes 369 amino acids. The transcript has 6 exons. The record is from RefSeq and is a predicted model, not a curated record.